Rhizopus microsporus ATCC 52813 is the source of this 1269-nucleotide messenger RNA. RefSeq lists its product as uncharacterized. The coding region runs from base 1 to 1269 and encodes 422 amino acids. The record is from RefSeq and is a predicted model, not a curated record. NCBI's taxonomy places the organism in Eukaryota, Fungi, Mucoromycota, Mucoromycetes, Mucorales, Rhizopodaceae. Gene Ontology annotation, cellular component: cytoplasm; nucleus. Gene Ontology annotation, molecular function: NEDD8 activating enzyme activity. Gene Ontology annotation, biological process: protein neddylation. The transcript is spliced from 5 exons.
AUGGCAGCAACAACACCUUCAGAUGUUGAUAUGCAAGACGCAAACGAAAAUAAUGUUGAGAAAGGCAUCAUUGACACACUCGAUGCUUCAAAGAUUAAAAUAGCACUUGAAGAAUGCAAAAUCCUUGUUAUAGGCGCAGGAGGAUUGGGAUGCGAAAUAUUAAAGAAUUUGGCCUUGACUGGAUUUAAGCAAAUACACGUUAUUGACAUGGAUACGAUCGACCUAAGCAACCUCAACCGUCAGUUUUUGUUUAGAAAAAAGGAUAUUGGCAAGUCAAAGGCUAUGGUUGCCGCAGAGUUUGUUAUGAGUCGAGUACCUGGUGUGCAAGUGACACCUUACUUUGGAAAGAUACAAGAUAAAGAUGAUGAGUACUAUAAGCAAUUUCAGCUGAUCAUCUGUGGCCUUGAUUCGGUGGAAGCAAGAAGAUGGAUUAAUGCCAAGGUCAUAGAAAUGGUGGAUGAAGAUGAUAUGGAGCACACAUGGAAGCCCUUGAUCGAUGGAGGAACUGAGGGAUUCAAGGGACAGGCUCGUAUCAUUUUGCCUACAAUCACCUCUUGUUAUGAGUGUUCAUUAGACAUGCUCAGUAAACCUACCACAUUCCCUAUUUGUACAAUUGCAAACACACCACGCUUACCUGAACACUGUAUCGAAUGGGCAUCCGUCUUGGAAUGGCCACGUGUGUGGGGAUCAAAAAAGUAUGAUACAGACAAUCCAGAGGACAUUAAUUGGUUAUACCAGCAAGCUCUAACAAGAGCAAAGCAGUUCAAUAUAACUGGCGUUACUUAUUCCCUCACUCAGGGUGUAGUCAAAAACAUCAUUCCCGCAAUCGCAUCCACCAAUGCAAUUAUUGCAGCAUCAUGCUGCAACGAAGCUUAUAAACUAGCCACGUGCGUAGCUCCUCAUCUUAACAACUAUAUGAUGUACACAGGUGAUGCUGGUGUGUAUACCUAUACGUUUGAACACCAAAAGAAGCCUGAAUGUCCAGUUUGCGGAAAUGAAUCAAAGACAGCUGAGCUUGAUAAAGACAUCACAGUUGAUCAGCUAAUUGAAUACCUCACCGAACGAUCUGACACACAAUUGAAAAAGCCUAGCUUGCGUACAGCAACCAAGUCCAUCUAUAUGCAGGCUCCAAAGGCACUAAACCAGGCCACUUUACCUAAUCUUGAUAAGCUGUUGAGCGAAUUUGUAAGUGAAGGAGAAUACAUAACUGUGACAGAUGCAGCUUUACCCGUCAGUCUUCAACUCAAAAUUGCUUGGAAAAAUGCAUAA